Messenger RNA from Eruca vesicaria subsp. sativa (arugula), 1715 nucleotides. NCBI's taxonomy places the organism in Eukaryota, Viridiplantae, Streptophyta, Magnoliopsida, Brassicales, Brassicaceae. The record is from the annotation of a GenBank genome assembly.
CUCUGACCGCGUUUCCACGCUUGCUACGCCACUCCUCCGAGAGCUUUAUUAAAAAACUUUAUUACUUGUCUCUCUACAUCAUCUCUCUCUCUAUCUCUCGCUCAUCUCUCCACGUUUUUGUAAAAUCACAGACAGACGGCGGAGAAGUCAUAUCAUCGUCGCUCGGAAAAGUGAAAAAGAGAAAAAGGUUUCUUGUUUUAUCAAUGGAUGGAUGUGCGGGUAAACGAUCGGUUGACAGGAUGGUUUUGCCUAGAAAAGCAAGCAUCCCUGAGAAUAUGAACAAGAAAAAUGAUAAGAGUGUUGGUUGUAGUAGUGCAAAGGUAUCUUACACCAAGGGAGCUACGCUUGGCGGCUCUACGGACAACAAUGCAAAAGUUGGUCGUCCUCCGGUUUGUUCCUCUUCUAACGGAAAAGAAAUUGUUGGGAGUUCAUCUCGAUACCUAAGAAAGCCAGCAACAUUUACUGGCAGGAGACUGCAGCGGUCUAACUUGGAAACAGAUUCUUCAGAGGCGAGCAGUGUUCAUGAUGGUCCAGCUGUAGCGGAGCCCACAAAGACUAAAAGAGGUAUAGUCAAUGUUCAUUCUAAAAACACUGUCUCUGGGACAAAGGUAGGAAGCUCAGGUAGAGGAACCAUCAUCAAAAAUAAUCAUGACUUGGGGGCUGGAGAUUCUCUAAUGGGUUCCUCUGUUUCUUCAUCUUCUGGUAGUGAGCACACCACUGUAAGAGGUGGUGGUCUGAGCAGGAAUGGAAUGAGGAGCAUGAGGUGCACUUCUAUGUCUGAUGUUGUUUCAGCUAACUCAACAAGAAUCAGUGUGACUAAAAGGAAAAACUCUGAUGGGGAGAGCAGCUCCUCUAGCAGAGCAAGUAAGACUAGCGUGUCGGGGGUGAAGGGAAGGAAUCAAAACUCUUCUGGCAUCACAGUUUCUGACAACAGAAGGAAUCUAAUAGUACCGACCAUCAGGGGUAACAGUGUUGUUUCUAUUAGUGGUAGAAGAUCUGGUACCUUUGGUAGAUCAGGGAGACUUGGAGUUAUUGCAUCCCCUGCUACUUCUCGACAAACGUCUCAUCCUGCAACACCAACCGAUCCUAGUUCUUCUCUUUCGAUGAUUCCAUCAAGUAGUCUUAGCAGGCUGAGCAGUAAUACUGGUCGUUUACGUAGCAUGAUGCCUGGUGGCCUCGGAGAAGAUGGCCCUUCUUCACCUUCACGCUCUUUGGUGAGCCAGGAUGGUUUCAGUCGCUACAACAUUAAUGGAAUCGCAGAGGUAUUGUUGGCCCUGGAAAGAAUUGAACAUGAUCAGGAGCUUACAUACGAGCGACUAGCUUCUUUGGAGACUAGUCUAUUCUCAAGUGGUAUGAUCAGAUUUUACGAUGAGCAUAGGGAUAUGAGGCUUGACAUUGAUAACAUGUCAUAUGAGGAACUACUAGCUUUGGGGGAUAAAAUGGGUACAGUGACCACAGCCCUAAGCGAAGAAGCACUCUCGAAAAGCCUCCAGAAAAGCAUUUAUCAGGACAAAGAUGAAAAUGGCCCCAACUCACUGAAUAAGGAUGAUGAUAUCAAGUGUAGUAUUUGCCAGGAAGAGUAUGUUGAUGGAGAUGAAGUAGGGACUAUGCCAUGUGAACAUAUGUACCAUGUGAGCUGUGUACAACAAUGGUUACGCAUGAAGAAUUGGUGCCCUAUCUGCAAAACCUCUCCGGAAGAAGAGAAGUCGUUGUAG